AUGGAUGAACUUGAUGCUAAUUAUAUUGAAUGUUUAAGUUAAGGAGGCUCUUCUCCAUAUAAACCUAUGGAUAACUUAUUUUAAAUCUAUUCUGGUAAAGCUAACAAAAAACCUGAAUAAUAAAGAAGGUUCUUUAGUGGAUAAAAACAGGUUACAGAACCUAUUGAAUAAUCUAAUUACAGUCCAAUUUCAAAUUCUGAAAGUAAAUUGAAGACUCAAAACAAAGAGGCUGUUCAAAUUUAGCUAAUAUCUUUUUAUGAAUAGAACCUCCAAAACUUAAAGUAAAUGGUUAUUGAUAAAGAUGAAGAUAUCAAAAUUAGAGAUGAAAAGAUUCUUGAAUAAUCUAUUCUUAUCAAUCUCAUCUUAAAUCAAUUUAAUAAGAUUCUUAAUCUUAUUUAAUAGGAAAGAGAUGAAAUAUUUGAAAAAUAUAUGCAAGCUAUGGAUGAAAUACAAAAUCUAAGUUAAAAAUAUCAAUAACAAUAAUAAUAAUAAUAAUAAUAACAAUAAUAGUAACUUUUAAUGAUGUAAUAAAAAAUCUAACAAUAAUUACAAUCAUAAAUCUCAUAACAUCUUUCAAGUUUUUAAGUUCCCAUCGAUUAUGACUCUAAAUUAAUAGAACUUCAUGAAGCCAAAUAAUAAGUUAAUCAUUAUAAAAAUUAAUGUAUUAAUCUAGAAGUUAAAGUCAAAGAAACUGAAGUCAAACUAGAAGAUUCAAAUUUAAGAUUAAAUGAAGCUUAUAUUAGAAUUGAUCUUCUUGAAAAAGAAGCAAGAAAUGUCUCAUAGUAAAAUGUAACUUUAUUUAUAUCAUUUCUAGAUUGUACUUGAUAAAUAAUUUAAAUCCUUACUAUUAUAGUUUGAGUAAUAUUAGUAGAUAUAAAAAAAAUAAAGUUAAUAAUUUUAAUUCAGAGAAGCAACAAGCAUGAUGAGUAGUGUUUAUAGUAAUUAAUCACUCAGUGAAUAAUAGAUUCUUUAAACAGUUAAUUAGAAUGGUUCUAAACAUGAAUAACUAUAAGAAAAUGAUAAUUUAAUAAAUGCUUACACUUAAUUUAAAAAGUAGAAUAGUCUUAAAUAAUUCAAUCAGAUGAUAGCUUAAUCUUAAGUCAAAUAAUAAAAUGGAAAAUAGGAUUCUUAGUAAACAACCUAUAAUCAAGGAGGAAUUUAAAAUUUUCCAUCUGACUUUCGGACUUAGUAAUAGAAGGAUUUAGAAUUAUUAUUGACUAAUUAAUUGAAUGAAUUAACAAUAAAAAAAUAAUCAUUAGAGAGUGAAUUAAAUAAAAAGAUUAAUAUUUCAAAAACUGCUUUGGAAAGAAGAAAAAGGGAAUAGUUAGAAUAAGAGUUGGAUUAAAUUUAAGAUUAAAUCAAUAAAGUAAAAUUAAAAUUAAGAGAAAACAAAUUUAUUUGA
Paramecium sonneborni is the source of this 1402-nucleotide messenger RNA. Lineage: Eukaryota; Ciliophora; Oligohymenophorea; Peniculida; Parameciidae. The record is from the annotation of a GenBank genome assembly.